GCGGAAGCACUUGGGACGCUCACUUUCCUCAACUGCGCAUGCUCAGUGUAAAGGGAAAGUCCAUGACUGAACUGGUUGGGGAAAAUGUGGAGGUUGCCGGGCCUUGUAUGCAGAGCCCUAAACCGCUUCCAUGCACCAAAUGUUCCCAGUUAUGUUCAUGGGGAAGCUGAGGCUCUCAGUCCCUCAUCCUUGAUUCCACUUGGGCAAAAUGUAGGUGGUCGGAGCUAUACAUGUAACUCAUCCAGCCACCAGACUGGACAAAAUGGGCAAGAUGGGCAGAAGAAAAAAGAGACAUAUCGGUCAUUUAAUUGCCAACUGCCCCAUUACUCUGUGCUAGAUGCUUUUGGAUGGGGGGCUGCAGCUGUGUUCUUUCUGCAGUUGGCUAGACAUGCUUCAUUUCAGAGCUCCGUUACCAACUCUCCCAGGGAAGACAGGUGUACCCAGCGAUCAUACCUGGAACAAAUUCUUCAUUCUCUUGCACAGACUCAAAAUAAUUCUAUAAGAUCCCAGAUUCUGCCCAAAAGAGCUCCGGCAGGUGGCUGGAAUGACGUUCGACUGCAAGAGAAAUCUGUAACGGAUGAGAGUGGGAGUUCUACUGAAAGCACUAGUUUAGCCUCUUCUUCUGAAAGUGGUUUGGUUCAUCCUAAUACUGAUGAAGAUGCCUCACAGCUUGCAAACUCUGUCAAUUUCAUUACUGUCAAAACCAAAACUCCUGUUCCUGAUUCUGUUGUAAAAGCCGCAGCAAAAAGGCACAGCAAAGAGGUUCUGGUACCUGAAGACAACCUGGGGGAAUCACUUCCAUUGGCAGCAUCUAAGCUCUUGGAUGUAGUUGAGAACAGUGUUCCUGUGGUGCUAAAUAUCUCCGGCAUUAUUAGCGCAAGAGACAGAGCAGAUUACAACACAGCUUUCCAAUUUUUUCAGCAAUCUGCAGACAGUGGAUACAGCAAGGCACAGUUUAAUACUGGAGUUUGCUAUGAACAAGGGAGAGGUGUUGAAAAGGACAUAAAUAAAGCUGCAGCAUAUUACCUCCUUGCUGGAAAAAAUGGACACAUGCAAGCUAAAUAUCGCUUUGCACGCUGCAUCUUACAAAUGCAAUCUAAAGCUAAGUUAGAGGACAUCCAAACUGCUGUGCAGAUGCUCAAGGAAGCAGCUGAUGCAGGGCUGAAAGAGGCACAAGCCUAUCUAGGAGUUUUAUACACUAAAGAGCCAUAUUUGGACCCUCAGACAGCUGUGAGAUACAUAUGGAUGGCUGCUGAAAAUGGGGAUAAUCAAAGUAGGUAUUACCUAGGAGUGUGCUAUGAAAAAGGAUAUGGAGUUCCGGCCAACAGGCUAGAGGCACUAAGACAUUAUGAACGAGUUGCCAAAACCGGCCAUGGAGCAGCUAAGCAGAAGCUUAAUGAAUUCCAUGAGAAACAGAAAGAAGACCUUAAUUCAUACUCCAUCAGCCUUAAGGCAGCUGCUUCGAGUCCCUGCCUUCCUGUCAUGGAAAGAGUGAAUAUCCUGGCAGAAGAAAGAAGCAUGCACUAUGGCAGCGGAUCAAGUGGCUUUAGAUUGCCUCAGUCCAUGAGCACUGGAAAUCUGCUGGCAUUGUCCCAGGCAGCCAGCAGCAGCUACACCCUAGCACCAGUGCAGUCAAAUACUGACAAGCUCAAAAUGGUCUCUCUCAAAUUAAUUGGCGUUGGAUGAAAACUGUACGUAGAAUAUACCUUAUAGCACUUAAACCAAAGAUCUCUAGCACAGGUUAAGCUUUUGUAAUUGUGACAUGCUACCACAAUCCAUAUGGAUUAAUUGUCUUUUUUUGUACUCAAGUGAGUGAGUGAGUGAUUUGCCUGUACUCCCAAAGCACUGGCUCUUUGCACUUAUGGGUUAUUACUGUUGGGGAAAGUUUGGCUACAACAAACAUUUAUUAUGCAGGAAAAGGUCCUGACAUAUUAAAAGCAUCAUUGGAUGAAUU
Messenger RNA from Xenopus tropicalis (tropical clawed frog), 1954 nucleotides. It is a transcript of the gene dele1, whose product is annotated as DAP3 binding cell death enhancer 1. Bases 85 to 1686 code for a protein of 533 amino acids. The record is from RefSeq and is a predicted model, not a curated record. The transcript is spliced from 12 exons. Lineage: Eukaryota; Metazoa; Chordata; Amphibia; Anura; Pipidae.